AUGCACGAGCCUCUCAUACAUUUCACAAGGUGUGUGCUGGCGAAGAACGGCCAGGAGGUAGAAGAGGACCUUUACAUAUCGCAAUCGACAGGUAAGAUCGUCGAAGGAGCGUCUCGAGAUGGUCCCGUUUUCGUUGAGGACCUUGGGGGUCGCAUAGUUGCUCCCGGACUGAUCGAGGUCCAACUGAACGGGGCCAUGGGCUUCAACUUUUCCGAGGUCCCAGAGUCUGACAUUGAGAUGGAAGAAUAUGCGAAGUCAUAUACCAAGACCUGUCAAGGCCUCAUCAAAACGGGGGUGACCUCAUUUCUUCCAACGGUGACCACUGCUCCAUCGGACAUCUUCAAACGCGUUCUACCAUAUCUCGCUCCUAACGGUCACCUAAGAGACCCGUAUGUUGGGUCCGAGUCCUUGGGUGCUCACUGUGAGGGGCCUUUCAUCAGUGCCUCUCGAAAAGGUGCUCAUGUGGAGAAGCAUCUACAGAGCGUGGAAAACGGAUGGGAGAGCAUCCUGCACUUCUAUGGACCGGAGAACUUUCUUCCAAUGCCCUAUGCGUCCGUGAAAGACGAGUUGGCUACCACCCGAGCCGCUACUAUCAAAAAGCUGACCGUGGCCCCCGAGCUCGAGGGCAUGGUUGAUGCGAUAAGGCAUCUUACACAGGAACGCCAAAUUUGCUGCUCCAUUGGCCACACUGCAGCGACGUAUGAAGUCGGCCUUGAGGCUGUCCGAGCCGGAGCCACGAUGAUUACGCAUUUAUUCAAUGCCAUGGAACCCCUACUCCACCGCAGUCCAGGCAUUCCAGGUCUGAUCGGGGCACCCGAGACGGACCUUGAAAACAACAGGCCAUCCUUCGGCUUGAUCGCCGACGACGUUCACGUGUCCCCGAGCUGCGUGAGGACAGCUUGGGCUGUCCACGAGAAAGGCUGCAUCCUGACCACGGAUGGCACGGCUGCGACUGGUAUCGAGCUUCCGGAUGGUGUGUACCCGUGGAAAGCACGACGUCUGGAGAAGAGAGGGAGAAGGAUGUUCUUGGAAGGGACAGAUACCAUUGCUGGAGGAACGACGACUCUGUUGCAGUGUGUAUCGAAUCUCAUUCGUUGGACAGGUAUUGGAGCUGCCCGGGCUCUCGAGACGGUGACGACGAAUCCCGCCCACUUUCUGGGUUGCUCAGAAAGCAAGGGAAAUCUGAGGCCCGGCGCUGAUGCAGACCUGGUCGUUCUUUCUUGGGGAGACGUGGACGGUGCCAGGGAAUUGCAGGUGGAUCAGGUGUGGAAAUUUGGCUGGAAAGUAUAUGACCGAAACCCUUGA
Messenger RNA from Cladophialophora carrionii CBS 160.54, 1305 nucleotides. Its product is annotated as N-acetylglucosamine-6-phosphate deacetylase. Lineage: Eukaryota; Fungi; Ascomycota; Eurotiomycetes; Chaetothyriales; Herpotrichiellaceae. Gene Ontology annotation, molecular function: N-acetylglucosamine-6-phosphate deacetylase activity. The transcript is spliced from 3 exons. Bases 1 to 1305 code for a protein of 434 amino acids. The record is from RefSeq and is a predicted model, not a curated record. Gene Ontology annotation, biological process: N-acetylglucosamine catabolic process.